Cladocopium goreaui is the source of this 1377-nucleotide messenger RNA. The record is from the annotation of a GenBank genome assembly. NCBI's taxonomy places the organism in Eukaryota, Dinophyceae, Suessiales, Symbiodiniaceae.
AUGGCGGGAUCCCUCGUGAGUUCAACCAACGUUCAGGCACGUUCUGCACUCGAUUGGAUCGACGAGGCGUUGGUCGAACUCGACGCCGCGCAGUUGCUACGCCGCUUACGAAUCAAUGAACGGUUGGGGCCCGUCCGCUGCCGCAUUGAUGGUCGGGAACUGAUUGAUUUUGGUUCCAACGAUUACCUCGGCCUGGCGGCAGAGCCGCGGGUGAUUGAAGCCGCCGGAGCGAAUCAUGCGCACUGGGGUUCGGCCGCAAGUCCGCUGGUGGGCGGGCAUACUCCUUCGCACGAACGGUUGGCUCGAAAGUUGGCCGAGUUCGAAGGGACGGAAGCCGCGCUGGUGUUUGCGUCCGGCUAUGCGGCGAAUGUGGGCGCGAUUACAUCGCUUGUUGGCAAGGGCGAUGUGAUCUACAGCGACGAACUCAACCAUGCCAGUAUCAUCGACGGUUGUCGCUUGUCCCGGGCAGCGAUUCGCCCCUAUCCGCACGGCAACGCCACCGCGCUUGCCGAGUUGAUGGCCGACGACUCAGUCACUGGCCGGCGGCUGAUUGUGACCGACAGCCUGUUCAGCAUGGACGGCGAUGCGGCUCCCCUGGUCGAACUUGCAGAGUUGGCAGAUAAGCACGGCGCGAUGUUGAUGGUCGACGAGGCUCACGCCACGGGCGUGUUCGGCCGCACGGGACGUGGCUUGUGCGAAGAACUUGCGAUCGAAGAUCGGGUUCACAUUCGUGUGGGUACGCUUAGCAAGGCGCUCGGUUCCGUCGGCGGAUUUGUCUCUGGCCGGCGUUCGCUCAUCGAUUGGUUGAUCAAUCGGGCCCGACCUUAUGUGUUCUCGACCGCUCAUCCGGCGGCUGCCUGCGAGGCUGCGGAAGAAGCAUUGUCCAUCCUGAUGGCACAACCGGAACGUGGGCACGAAUUGCAAGCGCGUGCUGCCAAGUUGCGAGAAAAGCUAUACUCUCAAGGCUGGAACCUCGGGCCUUCGAGCAGCCAGGUGAUUCCCCUGAUUGUGGGCGGGGCCGAAACGGCGUUGGAACUUUCGCAAGCGUUAUUCCAACAGGGCUUCUUCGUGCCGGCGAUCCGCCCGCCGUCGGAGAACACAGUGAUGGCGGACCACUCUCACGACCUGGUCGUGUUGACCACAGCCUCGAAUGAAGGCGAUGCGAAGCUGAUCACCGAGGUGCUCGAGGAAGAGGGCAUUCACGCCACGGUCGAUGGCGAGUUCGCCUCCGGGUUUUUGGCCGACGCGCCGAUGACUGUGCGGGUGCUGGUUCAGAAAGAUGAUGAAGCGAAGGCCAAAGAGACGCUGCAGCGAAUUCGGGAUGAGGAUGACCGAAUCGACUGGUCGAAAGUCGAUGUGGGCGAACCAGAGGAUUGA